Molecule: messenger RNA, 1171 nt
Organism: Lobosporangium transversale
Lineage: Eukaryota; Fungi; Mortierellomycota; Mortierellomycetes; Mortierellales; Mortierellaceae
Exons: 4
Coding region: 202-897 (231 amino acids)
Source: RefSeq, a predicted model, not a curated record
CCUUCGCAUCUAUGAUGUUUUAUCAUGGAAGCGUUUUGUAUAAACCACCUCAGCUAUUUGAGCAAUGUUCAACUUAUUUCCAUACGUUGGGUCAAUGAAGAGGAUGAACAACGUUGAACAAUCUUGUAGCUCCUGUGCGCUUGUUGACAUCGCGUUUAUCUACCUACUCUAUGUCACCAAAGCAUUUAAUAAUGGGAGAGAAUGAGAAGGGCCUUCGAACCAAGGAUUCUUAGUCAGUUGAUGAAAUUGCCCGAUUUGCCUGAUCCCUGUCUUGAUGAUGCGGCUAUUGUCAAAGCUGUGCGAUUGCGGAUGAACAACAAGCAUGAGGAGGCUUCCGAGGCUAUCGGAAAGGUAGAGAGAACGAUUCGUCUACUGCUUGAGAAUCUGUCCGAUUCGCUUCCCGACGAGAUGGAUCGGUCUGUCUCAGAGGUCACCUUUACUGUCAACUAUGUGGCUCCGGUCCUGAAUAGUAUCCUCAGAAUCAACGGGAGAACUGAUGUGCAAUACCCCAAUACAGAAUCAUCAGUGCAGAAACGCCAAGGGCUAAAGCCAGACCGACCUGACAUUCUCUUGAAGGUGUUCGGACACGAGAUCAUGUGCGGCGAGAUCACCGGCCCAUGUAGAGCGACCUGUAAAGCCAAAACCAACUGGGACUUAUUUCGACUCGCCAGAUUUGGGAAAUCAUAUCUCGACAAAGGAAACGACGCCGUUCCACUUUUGCGAGUGGUACACGACAGCGGCCUUGCGAUGAAGCUCAUUUCUCAGGCGCGUGGAGUAUAUCUCCUCGAGAGGGUCGGUUGGUUUACCAUACCAUGCACCAUACAGCCGUGCCUGCACUCUUGGCAACUCUACCAGUACUCCUUUCCACGAAGGUACGAGAUUUCGUGGAUUGGUUAAUGUUACGUACCGAGGUUUGGGAGUGCACCUCAGGCGCACUUCCAUUUUUAUUCAUAAGGUCAGAGUAUUACGUGACGGUCAUAGAGAGUCCUUAAUAAAAGGCUCUCGUUUGACAACAAUAAUAAAAACAACUUUUGAUCUCCUUGAGGUCCUACACGGAGUUGUAAAAACAAAUAUCCGAACAUCCAUUGUACAUCCAUCGCCAUCAACAAGAAAUGAAUCCGUCCAACUUUCCAGACACUGACUCGUCCUCAGUGGAGCAAUCCGUUGUCAC